CAGAGGUUGGGACUGGAGCUGCGGAGGAACUGAAAGGCUUUGGCUACUCAUAAGUCCAUACAGCAUAUUUGACCGCUAACUACAUGGAUGCAGUACUAGUGAACAGAAUGCAGAAAAGUCUGGAUUGAGACGACAAGCUCCAGCUGGACUGAAACCAGCAAAAUGUUUCAGGAUGCUGUUUCCCAUUUUUCUCAUUCCCAUUUCUUGUGGACAAAGACACCUGCGCUCUUGCUUGCAAUCUCUUUUUGCACAAUGGAUGCAUCUGCAUUUAGAAUCCAACCUGUGAAAAGCAUAGAGCAAUGCCAGGACCACACGGUAUAUUUCAAACACUACUUUGUACUAAGAGGAGAAGCUGUGAUUCUGAAAUGCUCUUCCUCGAGUCAUGGGUCUUUGGCCUUUUCUGACCUCUCUCUCAAUCUGACAUGGCAUAAAAAUGAUUCACAACCCGUGAUCUCAGGAGAAGAUAAAGAACAGAGAAUUCAGGCAAAAGGUGAUACUCUUUGGUUCUUACCAGCAUCACUAGAGGACACAGGAGUAUAUGUCUGCACUCAAAGGAAUUCUUCUUAUUGUGCCAAGGUGUCCAUUCAUUUAACAGUUGUUGAGAAAACUGCUGCUCAUGCUAUUUCCUACAUGCAAAAGCUCUUCACUUUUACUUCUGGGAAACUUGUUUGCCCUGAUUUGGAGGAUUUCAUAGACAAGAAAGCAGACCUAGAGCUGAAGUGGUACAAGGAUUCUGUGCCUUUGGAUGAAGACAACAAAAAAUACAUAAGACUGAAAGAAACAACCUCUCUCAUCAUCAGUUCUGUGUUACCAGAAGAUUCUGGCUAUUACACCUGCAAAAUGUCUUUUACAUAUGAAGGCACACAGUAUCCAGUCACCAGAACUAUACAGCUACAGACUGUUGAAACAGAGAAGAGAAACACCCCCGUGAUUGUAUACCCAGAUCAGAAGACUACAUUAGCUGUUCCUGGCUAUAAGAUGAUUAUUCCAUGUAAAGUAUUUAUUGGAUUAAGCAGAGACUCUUAUACUAUUGUGAGAUGGCUUGCCAAUGACACGAACAUUGACACGAUGUACAAAGAUGACCGAGUUACAGUGGGGGAGCAUCAGGAAAUUGUAGAAAAUGGUGAAAACUUCAUCGAGGUGCCUUUGAUUUUUGAUCCAGUCAGAGAAGUGGAUUUCUACACAGACUUUAAGUGUUUAGCCCAGAACAGUGUCGGGUACCAAGUGCUGCCAACGCGAGUCAAAGAAGAAGCAAUCAGUUUCUCCUGGUACAUAGCAAUGAUUCCAGUAGCACUGGCCUGCCUGCUUGUAGGGGGUUUAUUAAUUCACAAAUGCUGGAAACAGAGAGCUGAUAAAGGAUAUAUGAUUGCCAAACCAUAAUGAGGAAAGCCUGCUUCAGGUGCCAACCUUCAAUAGAAAAGAUGUCAUCCUGUCUAUAUGUUAAAUAUAAUGCAGAGAGAACUUUUUAGGCAAGCUGGAUUGCGCUUCAAGGAAAAUGUACAUUAGUUAUUUUUUUAUUUGUAUCUUCUGUGAUUGUGCAUUGUAUAUAGAUGAAGAUGAAUUGCAAAAAAACACUUAUUAGUUUACAAUUGGAAGGUAACUUCUGGGAUUUUGUAGCAUAAAAGAGUAUCUCUCCACACACACACUCUACCGUAUACAUAGUUUGUCUUUUAGUUAUAUGAUCAAGUGGGGCAAAGAGGCCUCUGACUAGUGUAAAUACUAUAAUCUUAACACAACAAAAAUGUUAUUUGAGUAAGCUUGUUCCCAGAAGGAUAAUUCCACUUAGGGCAAAGGUACUGCGUACUGUAGCUCUAUUUUACCUCAGACUAAAAGGAGCCAGAACCCUACAAAAACAAACAAUCUCAGUGUUUGCUAUUUGGAUUAUUUCUCACUUAAAAUUUGCUUUCUGAGAAAAAACAGAAUCAGUAUAGUAGGUGCUGCAUCAUGGAGCAUUCUGUGUAGUCUGCCAAAGCAUCAGAGCAAGAGACGCCUACUGUAGCAUGCUAUAAAAAGAUUUUGGAGUAUGUUAUAUUAGUUUGGAAUUAUAAAUAAAUUUCUCUUAA
Messenger RNA from Alligator sinensis (Chinese alligator), 2063 nucleotides. RefSeq names its product interleukin-1 receptor type 2 (gene IL1R2). The transcript is spliced from 10 exons. The record is from RefSeq and is a predicted model, not a curated record. Gene Ontology annotation, molecular function: interleukin-1 binding; interleukin-1, type II, blocking receptor activity. NCBI's taxonomy places the organism in Eukaryota, Metazoa, Chordata, Crocodylia, Alligatoridae. The coding region runs from base 163 to 1380 and encodes 405 amino acids.